Molecule: messenger RNA, 1104 nt
Organism: Triticum aestivum (bread wheat)
Lineage: Eukaryota; Viridiplantae; Streptophyta; Magnoliopsida; Poales; Poaceae
Product: probable DNA replication complex GINS protein PSF3
Exons: 7
Coding region: 243-827 (194 amino acids)
Biological process (GO): mitotic DNA replication initiation
Cellular component (GO): GINS complex
Source: RefSeq, a predicted model, not a curated record
ACCCGAAGCCCGGAUAUUUGGUGAUGCCUUUGGGCCUGUUUGGGCCGAAUUCGCAGCGCCAGCCUCCACAAAUUUGUUUUUUUUUUGUUUCUAGAAGAUCCUCCACAUAUUUGUCGAUCCCCUUCGCCCGCGCUCCCGAAAAACAGAAGCGAAGCGCGCGGGAAGAGGCGGGCAGCGGCGGCGGGAAGCAGGCCUCGACGGCGGCGCAGGGUUGGGAAUAGUGAUCUGUCCCACUUGGUGAAAUGCCUUGUUACUACGACGUUGAUGACAUCCUCAUGGAGGAGGAGCUUAUUUCGGUUGUUUUCCAAGUGACUGCAAAUGGUGUUGGAAUGCUAGAUCCUGGCGCUGAGAGAAACAGUGUUGAAAAGGGUGCCAAGGUAGACCUUCCAUUUUGGCUUGCUCAUGGGAUGCUGUCUCUGGAACAAGCGGUGUCGAUAAACGUACCUCCUUGCUUCACCCAGAAAACUCGGAAGGAGAUCCAAGCUGAUGCAGCCUGUGUUGAUUUGAGGGUUCGGUGCCCUUACUUUUAUGAGCUAGGAUGCAAGAUUGUUCCUCUGGUGGGUGACAAGAGCAUCGGCCAGUUCUUGCGCUACGCGUUCACCAGCAGGUACAAGGAGGUACUAAGCAAGGCACACAGCUCUUCGACGAUGACAGUGCCCAAGUUCGCAACACGACUUACAAAAGAGGAGGCUCAAGUGUUUGAAUCUGCUAGGGAGUCGAUAUCCGCCUUCAGGAAGUGGCGCGUCGGGGGUGCGAGACUGCAGAAGGCGUCCAUUCUUGGAAGGAAGAGGAAGACAAAGCUGCCUGAUGGGCCUUCGACGCCCUGAACUGUGUACUGCGCAGCAGCGGAGUCGGAGUGCCUGGGCAGGAGAUGGCCGAUGUAUGCACACUGAUUGAUCCGUGAUCAGCAGCCAUCCAUGCAUUUCAAUCUGGUGCACCUGAUGUGUCUGUCGUCUGAAACUCUGACUUCAACUCUUGUUUUUAGAUGCUUGUCUUACUGCAACUCUCGAGGAGGCUUUGCUUGUUAGUACAAAUCAUUGCAAAACAUCAUGUGCGCUCAUGUCUCCGUUCAUGCGACCAAAUGGAAUUAGCCAAAGAGCAGAA